CCUGGGAAGUCUGAACACAGGUAACAGUUUUUCUUUGUAAAUCAAAUGGAUACCUCUGGAUCCUUAAUGAGUAACCUGUAAGAAGUCACCUGACCAGAACAUGUACCAUUAUGGUUUCAGGCCUCAUGAAUACCAUAGCAUAAUGUUCCUCCAGCCAAAUACUCCAGUGCCUUAUGCCUUUGGACAAUAUGCCAACAUGCACAACGGUCUUGUAUUUCCACCUAUACAAAUGCACAACUACAGCAGUCGACCUUAUGCCAUCCCGUCAGGAGAUCCAUACUAUUCUCAGAAUGGACAUGUUGAAUAUCAUCAUUUUUAUGGUUCAAAUCCUCUAUAUUCUAUGCCAGGCUGGCCCUAUGGCUCUUUCAACACAGGUCAGUCAUACAGUCCCUGGAUGAAUUACAGUAACACUCAAGUCCACCCCAAACCAGCUCCCAACACCUGGCCUGAGGGCUUCACCAUGAAAGGAGAGCUUCAGUGGGGCAGGCUUGACCGAGUUUUUGGUGUAAGGCGUGAGCUUCCAGAGUUUGUCAAGGAGGACCUUCGCAGAGUUUACGGGACCUAUCCCAGGACAUUUGUGUCUAUAACUUACCAGAACGGUGAAUAUCUUGUUAAAGGGGACCCCAAAGUUGGAGAACAGGAGUACACCAUUGAAAAGAAAGUUAUAAGACGAGAGCCCACUCCGACAGACUCAGAGGAGGAAGUGACUGAAGACAAAUCUAGAAAGCGCAGAAGAAGAAAAGCCAGACGUUAGAAUCAUUUAUUUUAAUAAUAUCCCAAUAAGACAUUGAAACCAGAGUUUAAUUCCAUGACCACAUGGUCAUUGAUAAAUCAAUAACCAGUUUGUAA
Messenger RNA from Nanorana parkeri, 849 nucleotides. RefSeq lists its product as uncharacterized. The coding region runs from base 101 to 754 and encodes 217 amino acids. The record is from RefSeq and is a predicted model, not a curated record. The transcript is spliced from 2 exons. Lineage: Eukaryota; Metazoa; Chordata; Amphibia; Anura; Dicroglossidae.